Arachis duranensis is the source of this 493-nucleotide messenger RNA. Its product is annotated as receptor-like serine/threonine-protein kinase ALE2. Bases 65 to 493 code for a protein of 142 amino acids. NCBI's taxonomy places the organism in Eukaryota, Viridiplantae, Streptophyta, Magnoliopsida, Fabales, Fabaceae. The transcript has 4 exons. The record is from RefSeq and is a predicted model, not a curated record.
AUUUUUGGAAAUCACAUUCAUUUUAUACGGUAACAUUAGAUGAUCUUGUUCAAAGUUUCUACAUAUGCCUAGAAAUGACAUUUUCUAUGAUUCUCCCGGCUUAGUGGAUCCACCACCUCCAGCAUCUAAUGAAGAGCCAUCCCCUAAGAAAACUGAUACAACUUUGUUCUUCCUUGGAGGGAUAGUGGUGUUCAUCAUAUUGUUGAUAAUUUUGGUUGUAUUUUGGAAGCGUAUCAAAGGGACCAAAAAUACAACACCUCCUAAAACUACUAAAGGCAAACAAGGGAAACUUACUGAAACAGCAGAAGUUAUGGAUAUGAUGUUUUCAUCUAAACAACAGCAAGGAUCCAUGGAGUUGUUGAGUGGGAACCUUAGGACAAUUAGUUACUUUGACUACCAGAUAUUAAGAAGAGCAACCAAGAAUUUUUCUCCUACUAAUCUUCUUGGAAGUGGUGGAUUUGGGCCUGUCUAUCGGGUAUGCUUUCAAAGUUGA